GUAAAUUGUAUUGCCGAUGUUUGUAACUCGUGUUAUUUUUUUUUGUAAAUGAAACAAAUAUAAAUAUUAAGUUAAGUGUUUAUUUAUCUAACAAGUCUUAAGAAUAACGCGUGCCGGCAGCCUUUGUAAUCUAUGUCGUAGUAUUUUUCGUAAAAGUCUUGUAUGAGCUCUUCAACCUGUAAACAAUGUCAAACGAUUUAAUAUUGCAAAACAAAUGUGCGGCGUGCAGCGAAAUUGCCCACGAACCAUUCAUAGAGUGUGUUGAAUGUGAUAUCAAUUUGUGUACAGCAUGUUUCGCCUCCGGUCAGGAAGUGGGAAGUCAUAAGAACGAUCACAAAUAUGCCGUGCGGAGGAAUGACUUUCCUUUGUUCGACAACUGUAACUGGUCAGCCAAGGAAGAAUGUAAACUACUCUCAGCAUUAUCAAUAUACGGCUUCGGAAACUGGGAAGAAAUAUCUAAAAGUGUACACACACGGUCAAAACUAGAAUGUCAAGAGCAUUAUAAGAAGUAUUACAUAGAAAAUGUUCAGUACAAAGAGCUGAAGCUGUUACCAGAAACAGAACAAUCUUUGUUCCCCAAACCUGUGAUCCCCUAUUUGUAUAGUACAGAAAUUUGUAGCAACCCUCCCAGGAACAACAAUGCAGAUCAACAUUUGGCUGGAUACAACGCCUACAGGUCUGAAUUUGAAUUAAGUUAUGAUCACAAUGCAGAAAGCAUUUUCAAUAUAGAGGAUAGCUAUUCUGACGAUGAUGACGAUGAGGAUGAUGAAGACUGUAUGGAUUCUUUGAAAGUGUCUCUGGUCAGUUCUUUGAACACAAGGCUUAGAGAGAGGCGGAGGAGAUACAAGGUGAUACAACACCAUGGUCUGAUAAUGCCAAACAAAUUGAUAUCCUGGCUACAGAAGUUUGAGUCAACAUUGUCUAGGCAGAAGUGUGAUAGACUUGUCUCCUUUAUGCAGUUCAUGACAGGAAUGCAAUUUGAUGCAUUCAUGGAGUCAAUCAGUUUGGAACAAGAAUUAAUGCAGAAACUAACACGGCUGUCAGAGUAUCGGAGAAAUGGUAUUAGAACAUUGUAUUCUGCAAAGUUGUAUAGACAAUUGAAAAAGGAGAAUGAUCUAAUUGUAAAGGAACAGAAGCAUGCUACAAGUGUGAUGGCAAAGAAAUAUGACAGUCAGUCACCAGUGAAGAACUCAAUGCUAUUUGGUAAGAGUAAUCAGCUGCUGAAGUAUAAGAGAACUUCAAUGCCCCUGGAGAUUGUGGACCUACCAGGGUUCAACUUACUCACAGACACCGAGAAAGUAUUAUGUUCUAAUCUACGACUGGUCCCUGAGAAUUACUUGGAGAUCAAGCAUCAAUUAAUUACACAGAACAGUAAGAUGGGCUUCCUACGUUUGCUGGAUGCUAGGAGAAUAGUUAAAAUAGAUGUGAACAAAACUAGGAAGAUCUAUGAUUAUUUGUUGUACGAAGGAUUUAUAUCUAAGCCACAGUAAAUAAAUAAGCAUAACUUUUUUAUAUCAA
This is a messenger RNA of Spodoptera frugiperda (fall armyworm), 1518 nucleotides long. RefSeq names its product transcriptional adapter 2A (gene Ada2a). Gene Ontology annotation, cellular component: SAGA-type complex; nucleus. Gene Ontology annotation, molecular function: protein binding; transcription coactivator activity; chromatin binding. The record is from RefSeq and is a predicted model, not a curated record. Gene Ontology annotation, biological process: chromatin remodeling; regulation of transcription by RNA polymerase II. Lineage: Eukaryota; Metazoa; Arthropoda; Insecta; Lepidoptera; Noctuidae. Bases 186 to 1490 code for a protein of 434 amino acids. The transcript has a single exon.